Messenger RNA from Vombatus ursinus (common wombat), 3099 nucleotides. Its product is annotated as caspase-3-like. The transcript has 7 exons. Gene Ontology annotation, cellular component: cytoplasm. The record is from RefSeq and is a predicted model, not a curated record. Lineage: Eukaryota; Metazoa; Chordata; Mammalia; Diprotodontia; Vombatidae. Gene Ontology annotation, biological process: keratinocyte differentiation; neuron differentiation; apoptotic process. Bases 163 to 993 code for a protein of 276 amino acids.
CGUGAGGGAGCGCGGCCCGGGGCUUAUCUCUGCGAGUUUAAAAUAGAGCGUUAGGGGGCGGGGCCUAGCCCAUCCUCCAGGGCAUUGGCAGUAGUUGCAGUGUGUUAGGCUGAGGUGCGGAGCGGAAAUCGAACGCCGGUCGUCGUGCGUAAUAGAAACAGCAUGGCAAAUACUGAAAUUACAGUAGAUUCAAAAUCCACCAAAAGUUCAGUACUAAAGAUCCUCCAUGGUAGCAAGUCAGCAGAAUCUGGUCUGUCAUCAGACAGCUAUAAAAUGGAUUAUCCAGAAAUGGGGCUAUGUGUAAUAAUCAAUAAUAAAAAUUUUCACCCAAAUACUGGCAUGUCAUUUCGUUCUGGUACAGAUGUAGAUGCAGCAAACCUCAGGGAUACGUUCAAGAGCUUGAAAUAUGAAGUCAGGAAUAAAAAUGACCUGACAUGUAAAGAAAUAAUUGAAUUAAUGUGCAAUGUUUCUAAAGAAGAUCACAGCCAAAGGAGCAGUUUUGUUUGCGUGAUUCUAAGUCAUGGUGAAGAAGGAAUCAUCUUUGGGACAGAUGGAUCUGUUGAACUGAAAAGAUUAACAUUUUUCUUUAAAGGGGAUAAGUGUAGAAGUCUAACAGGAAAACCAAAGCUUUUUAUCAUUCAGGCAUGUAGAGGCACAGAGUUGGAUUGUGGUGUUGAAACAGACAGUGGCACUGAUGAUGAUGUAACAUGCCAGAAAAUACCUGUUGAGGCAGACUUCUUAUAUGCAUAUUCUACAGCCCCAGGCUACUAUUCUUGGAGAAAUUCAAAGGAUGGUUCGUGGUUUAUCCAGUCACUUUGCACAAUGUUGAAACAGUAUGCUAACAAGCUUGAGAUAAUGCAAAUCCUUACCAGAGUCAAUCGGAAGGUUGCCACAGAGUUUGAAUCUUAUUCCUUAGAUGUUAACUUCCAUGCAAAGAAGCAGGUGCCAUGUAUCAUGUCCAUGCUUACUAAGGAACUAUAUUUUUUCCCCUAAGAAAAUCAAUUCAUUUUAAUUUGUAUGCCAAGCCAGUGAAUGACAGGUCUGAGGACUGUAUUUCCUCGGUAAUUUAAAUUGCACACUUUGAGCCUAAUUCAGUAUGGCAGUGGGUGGGGUUUGGGGGUUUGGGAGAGAAUCACCAUUUCUCCAUUUAAUAGAACCAUUACAUUGCUACUUCAAAUUCAGGUAAUUUAAAUGGAAGCUAAUUAGGAGUUAAUAUAUUGGCUUUGAAAAGAAAAACAAGUGAAUAUUGGCAUUUGUUACAAGAAGAAACUAUUGUAUCUUCAAAACUUUAAGAGUAUUUAGAGAUUUAGGGAACAGAACACUUCUUAGUGAUGUACAAUUGUGUAUUUUGAAGGGAUUGUGGAAAACUAAACACAUUUUUACGUAACUAUGAAAGGGAGCAUGGCAUAGAGGGUAAAAGAAUGGCUUUGGAGUCAGGAAGAUCCAGUAUGCAGAGCUGUCUGAGAUAAUGUUACCCUGGGCUAGUAACUGCACCACUCAGUGCAGAAUUCACUCAGAGAAUGAAGACUGUAAAUUUUAUACUAGCUUUUGAUUAGUGGAGUUUCCAUUCUGGGAGUUCCUUCCAGCAGGUGAGCUCAGUUAUCCUGACCUAGUUUUUUUUAAACUGAUUUUAUAACUGUACAUUCAAUUUUUGUCAAACGACAAAUGAAAUAUGAUGAUGCUUUCUGGACCUCUGCCACAAUCAUGGUAUUGCUAGAGAGUAGCAGUGGCAGGCUUUUACUUGGGAAAAUUCAUAUUUGGAAAUAAGCAAGGGAGAUAGAUGAAUUUUUUUUACCAUACACAUUAAAAUUCCAUUCUUAGUUUCUGAACACACAAGGGACAUGGGGCUAGAAUUUUUAUAUCUAUCAAAUAAAACUCAUUUAAAUGUUAAAUUUAGAAACCAGAAUUCUAUUUGGGUAAAAAUGUGGCUGACCUCAGGUGCUAUCUACGAGCCAUACUAAAUCAUCAAGGGCAAACAGGAUUCAUUCCCAAGCCAAGGUGCUGAAAUGCCACUUGUUCACCAGCAUAAGAGGGGUGCUUGUGCCUAUGCUGAUCAAAUGGGCUGGCUGUCAGCCAGCAGAAAGUCAUCUAAUGACCCCCUGGGUGAAAAACUGAAAAAUGACUGACUCUAAGCAACACCAAUUAAAGAGAUGGUAGGGAUAUAACUUGAAGCAAUGUCGUAUGUACUGAGUAGUUUUGAAAACCAUCCAAUGACCUAAUUAAUCUGGUGCAGCUUGGCACACAACAAUCAGUGAGGGUAUGGGAUGCUUACUUCUGUGGAGGCAGUGGACCCAGUGGGAAGGAGGCAGAAAGAAGUACAAACUAGAUCUUCAGGGCAAUGGAUGCAUGCAAAGAAUGGUUCUCUCUAGUAACAGCUUCUUCAAGUCAUCAGUCUAUAUAUGCAAAGAACAAAGCCAAAUGGACACAAUGUCAAAGUUUUCCAAAGAUGGCUGAAGACCUAUCCAAAUAUUGGCAUUCUUUGUUGAAAAAUAUUUCUGCAUGUUAAAUUAUUUUCAGAGACAUUUAUAAUCAUAAGAAAAUAGCAAAAUUUUAUUCCUUUCUAGAACCUUUGGUUGAUUUACUGAACAUAGAUCCUAAUAUAGAUCUAGAACUGAAAGGAACCUCAAAGGUGAAGCCACCUAGACCAAUUACCCUGUUUUACAGAGGAGGAAAUUGAAGCUUGAUGAGAUUGAAUGAUUUGUCUAAGAUCACACAGGUACAGAGCCGAUGAAUGGGGGCCUCUGCCCCCAGAACCUCUUGCUCUAUCCACCUGUGGUGCUUAGGCCAUCCUCUCCCUUUUACAAAUGAGAAAACUGAGACCAAAAGGAGUGAAAUAACUAGCAUAAAGACAUAGAUGAUUAAGGGCUGAACAGGAACUAGAAUCCAAGUCUCUUGAUUUGCUCCCUAAGUCAUCAACAAUCUUUCAGUCGGGUGAUUUUCAUUUUACUUGAGGGGGAAAAGCCUAAACUUAUAAGUGGUGAUAUUCCCCUUUUACUAGCACACAAAUGCUAUUUCUUAUUUAUGUAAUUUAAAUGCAGCAUGUCAUUGUAAUGGUACUUGGUAAUGUUUGUGUGACCACUUCUACAAUAAAAAUUUAUU